GUUUAGUUCAUGAUGUGGUUCCCGUGUUUACAUCACGAGACGGUUACACGGUCUUCGUUUGUGCAAUUAUGGAAGAGCGUAUGUAAGGGAUGCGAUUCGGGAAUUUUUAAGUAUGACCAAGUAUUGGCAUUCUCAUGGCUGCGGUGGUUAGUCAUGCCAUGCGACGUUAUUCACCUUCGCCACCUGGCAGCAGCUUCUCCUCACACUGCCUAGGGGGUGAGAGUUCGUAUCCAGAGCCUUGGCCGCAAGGAGAGAUAAGCGAGAGCUCGCUUUCGAGAUCCAUGCGUUACGCCGAACCAUGGCUUUACGGAAGUAUGCGAGCGCCCGGUGGGUUCCUCUUGGCCCCGGCCCUCGUACUCUGUUCGUGCUCGGAGUACCUUUCCGGUACCAAACGGUCGAGCAAGAAAGGUCCAAGUAUUUGUAAAAAAUGUAAAGGCACCCGCUUACCGUUACCGGCAAGCGAAACGCUAAGAGGAACCCCAAAAUUUGGCACGGUACGAUGUUACCCCACCGGUACAAACAUAGCCCCACCCUCAAGUACAAAUCGCGCUGGUACGGCAAGGGUGAGCACCCACACCCGUCCCUCCAUUCUCCCAUCGGCCGACCCGUACGAGUUAAUGCGCCGCUCCAGGUUGUCGGCCGAUAACGGAACAAAAUUUACGAUCCGUUCGUCGUCCCCCAGUCCGGCCCCAUCUAGUAAAACAACACAAGUUCCUAAAGUACCGACGACGAAUGGCGGACGCAAGUCAAUUUUAGAAUGUAACAUAAAUCCUUACGAUCUCAUGUCUGCAGAUCGAGAUAGUGCGAAAGAUUCAAGUAUAACCUUAGUGGGCGGACAAAGGGUACGAAUUCGCCCACCCGACGUCGAACAAGAAUAUGAAGAAAUAAAAGUACAACAGCAACCCGUUCGACAACCUAGUCAGAUUCCAAAAUUAAAAACCCCGCCGUCGUCGUCUAAUACAUCAAAAGGACAAACAAAAUUGAAAGAAAAGGAAUCUGAUUGCAACCGGUUUAAAUCUAUAUUAAAGAAACCCACAACUUUCAGUGACACGGAUUCAAGCGGAGGCCCCGAGCGCAGCCCCUCACCUGCAUCGAAAAGUGGGUCACACUUUUACCUACCGAUGCCCAUGAACACACCCAGGAAAAAAGUACAAUUUUUAGUUGAAAACGAAUUUGCCUCUCAAAAUGAUGAUAGCGCAAAGGAUGGGGUCUGCGACGAAGUUAACAUAUACGAAGAGGUGCCUCACCACGAGGAAGUUCCAGUUGAAUUUGAAUCCCGAACGAACGUUCUCCGGCGCAGUGUCAGCGAGCACUUCCUCCAACAGCCGACAAUCGCCGUUUUUCACGAUACGACCGCACUACGUCCGAAAUCAUCACGUGCCGAUACCAGAAGCUAUUUCGAAACCAUAACCGAUUUUCGAAAACUCGAUGGCAUCGCACCCUCAGUUUCGGAACCACUUAAAACAUUGCCAAAGACACCAACAGUUCCCCAAGAGGCCGAAUUAGACAAACAAUCCGAUAAUACAAGCGACGAGGAAGCGGUGGUAGAACCGGAACCUCCGGCAGACACGAAAUUAGAAGAACCCGUGGAAGAGGUGGUUCUUGAACCUGAAACACCACCACGAGAGGCAGAACCAAAAGUUGACAUCCAACCUAGCAGCCCACCCACGGCACCGCCCCGUAAGCGAAGCAGCAGUAAACUACCACUAUCAACUACUGUGGAUAUUUCACCUCCAAAAGUUAAAACGGAACCAGACUACACGAACAAAACUGUGGUUCAAAUUCGCGCACCUUCAGCCGUCCACAAAAUCCAAAUAAAAAACGAAUUCCUGGACAACAACAUCCAAACUGUCGUGAUAUCCGAUAACGCCCAGCGAAAAACGUCGAUUAUGAUCAAUGGCGACGACUGCUACUCGACAAUCAACGUUAACGACAACGUUCCUACGUACCAAUCCUCAGUAGUGGUAAAAGACAUGGGCGCAGAACAGGACACAAAACUCCAUCGGAGCAGUUCCGUCUAUAUAACCGGAAAUUUCGUCAGUCCAGAACCCAAAGUUCCUACAAACGGAAAGACAUUCGCGGAGUUUCGCGACGAAGCUAGUGAGCUACCGACCAAAGAGCAUUUUAUAAUUAGAACGAAACCGUCAAGUGAAGAUCUCAAGGAGCUGCUAAAGGAUCCGGUCGAAGCGGUGAAAAGAAACUUAGUCCCUCACGUCUGUGGUAAAUCAGAUGUGCUCAGGCGACCUAGCGACAGGAAGCUUAGUAAUUUCACUUCCAAUUUGCUCGAAGAUUUCGAUGGUAAGAAUAUGGAUAACUUGAUACACGACUCUUUAGUCAAGCUUAAGAAUUACGAAAGUGACGAUGACAAGGAUACUUACUCAGAUCGUAACUCGUCGACUCCAUACGAGCUGAUUGAUCCAGGAUCGGAUUGUUACACCGAUAACAGCAAUAGGAGUAGUUUAACCGAGGAGGAGUUGAAUGCGAGGACGAAGUUUUAUGAGAUGCUAGCCGAUUCGGCGAUCGCCGAGAUUUCCGAGGGUGAAGAUCACCAUUACGAGAGUAUCAGGCAGCAUUCCGACCCGAUUUAUGAGGAGAUCAAUCCGCCACCGCUUCCGUCGAACCCACCGCCUACUAGUAUAAUCGACGAUUUGCAAUUGGACAAGCACUUUACGACAAGGUCAAUUUUUGAGGGUGCUUCAAAGUACGAUAUUCUCAGCUACCUAGUUGACGCAAAGGAGAGAGGGAUUGUACCGGAGGAUAGUUACAAUUUCGGCAACUCGGAUGUGGUAAUUGAGGAGGAUGGGAAGGACGUCUCGGAGCAGUACCGAGUGUCGCAUAUAAGUACCGUUAGUGACUCGAGCGAGGAUAGUUCUUUGGUCGUGACCAAUUCUGAACUACCCUUCCAAAAAUCUGCGGAAGUCGAACGGAACGAUUCCGGUGUCGGUUCUGAAACGAGCAAGAGCUCGCUCAGCCGGUACCGUACAAAGUCGGAACCGUCGCUUACUUGCGAAGAUUGUGAAAUUCCAGUGGAGUCCCCGACAGAGAACGAACCUCUGCUCUGCCGAAAAUGCCUGAAGAAACGAUCCGAGAGAAAGGAAAUUAUAACGGAGAUUGUUGAAACUGAAGAAAAAUACAGCAGAGACCUGCAGAUUAUUUUAGAAGAAUUUUACCAACCAAUGCUCGUCGCUGGUUUACUAACCCCCGAUCAGCUUUCCGCGAUCUUCUUAAACGUAGAGGAACUUCUCGAGAACAGCCAAGCGUUAGCGGAACGCCUAAGGGAUGCCGUUGAAAUAGCAACGGAGCAAGGAGAUGAAGAUUUACUAACCGUUAACAUCGGGAAACUAUUUCUGGAGGCGGCCCCUAUGCUGCACGGUUUUGAAACGUACUGUAUACGCCAAGGAAAUGCUAGUCUUCUAUUAGCGAGCUUAGAAAAGGAAAAAGAACUGUUGCGCAUAUUCUUAAGGGUCUCACAAAUGGAAAAUACCAUGCUCAGGCGGAUGAAUCUGAAUUCAUUUCUUAUGGUGCCGGUACAACGAGUAACCAAGUAUCCGUUGCUGCUAAGUCGACUGUGCAAAGCCACGCCAGGUCACCACGAGAAUCGCGACCAAUUAAAAGAGGCCCAACACAAGAUCGAACUGCACCUAAGCCACAUGAACUCAGAAACUAAAGACGUCCCGAGCAAGCUGUGGAGACGAAUCGGGAGCGGUUCGGGACGACGGGCCAGUUCGGAAAUGGAUUUAGUCAGUAUCAAACUGCGUAAAAUAGCGGUUGACGUCUUGGAGUGGAAUCACGAGGAAGCGAAAUUUGCAUUGGAAGGUAAACUACUAUUUACACAGCCAACUGAUAAUAACUGGAGAAAGGGACGUACGAUAAAGUUGGCCCCUAUCAACGCCCUGCUUGUGACGAAUGGAAAGCAAAUGAUGGGUAAUAAAGUGGAGGAGGACGGGUUAACUUUUCCCAAGAAUGGAAUACGGGAGGCCGCCCUUCUGUUGGUAAGAGACAAAAAUGGCAGGUACUCAUUGCUAAGGGAGCCUCUCUAUUUGGAUCGGUGCAUAAUUGCAACCGAUCCGGCUUGGAACAGCUACUUUGAGGUACAGGAAGUUAUCGGAAAGGACACCUUCAUUUUUAAGGCCGAAGAUGAUGGCCUAACGAGGCAGUGGUAUCGUCAGCUGCAGUUUCACGCCCAAGGCUUGGGCGGUUGGAGAAAACGUAGAAACGCUUUGGCUAACAUCAUGAUUAACGGAAUGGGCCUGCGUUCAUGAUUAAAAUGUAAUUAAUUAGCGUCCUUCCCAAAGCUUCCACUCUGAGAAACUAAACAAAAACGAUCUGAUUAAUUAAAAAUGUUUUUAUAUUGCAUUUAUGUGUACAUAACAAGUAAAGAAAUUGUUAGCAAUUUAGCUGUGAUAUUUUUUGGAAGCGGUUUUUGGGAAAUGCAAUUUUAUAAUUUAACAAAUUGAGUAUUUAAAAUAAUUGUGGCAGUAGUUUAACGUACCUAUAUUAGCAAUUAUUAUCUUUAUUGUACGAUAUAUAAUUAAUUAAAUAAAUCAAUACCUUUCUUGUGUUCUA
Molecule: messenger RNA, 4566 nt
Organism: Photinus pyralis (common eastern firefly)
Lineage: Eukaryota; Metazoa; Arthropoda; Insecta; Coleoptera; Lampyridae
Exons: 7
Coding region: 135-4262 (1375 amino acids)
Biological process (GO): positive regulation of Rho protein signal transduction
Molecular function (GO): guanyl-nucleotide exchange factor activity
Source: RefSeq, a predicted model, not a curated record